Messenger RNA from Podarcis muralis (Common wall lizard), 6834 nucleotides. It is a transcript of the gene KCNA2, whose product is annotated as potassium voltage-gated channel subfamily A member 2. The record is from RefSeq and is a predicted model, not a curated record. Gene Ontology annotation, cellular component: membrane; voltage-gated potassium channel complex; axon terminus. Lineage: Eukaryota; Metazoa; Chordata; Lepidosauria; Squamata; Lacertidae. Gene Ontology annotation, molecular function: delayed rectifier potassium channel activity; protein binding. Gene Ontology annotation, biological process: action potential; potassium ion transmembrane transport; protein homooligomerization.
UGUACUAUUUUUCUAAUGCACAAGGAGAAGGGAGGCUAGGAGACAGGAGACAAGGGGAAAAUCCAGGGAAUGGAGAAUCUGAAGCACACCCUGAAGGGAUGAUGAUGGUGAUGGGCGUCAAGAAAGAUAACAGGUCAGGUGCAUGCAAAAAUCUCUGUCUUAAGGACUAAGACUAAAAGGUGGUAUUUCAUUUGCCUCCCCUCCCUUAGUUCUUGAAUCCUGACUCUGAGUGGUUAAGGAAGGCGGCUGUCUACUGCUGAGGAUGGGAUGCCAGGGAGUCUCUCUUGGGGAGCAAAAAUCCUUUGGUUGGGCUUAGCAACAAGAAGGCAAAAAACCCACAAAAAAAUUGCAGUAUCCCGAGAAGAGAACUGAAUAGUCUCCUGUGGCUAUCAGUGAGGUGGGCAUCCACUUAGACCAAGCCAGAGGCUGGACAGCUGGCAAUGCUGCAUUGUGCUAAGGACACGGAAAUCUCAGCGGGGGCUUCUGGCUGAGACCUCGAGCCCACAUGGGGUCUUCUUCAGGUGCUUAGGAGGGCCAAGCCUUUCCAGGACAUGUCCUGCAUGCGGAAUGAAGUCCAGAGCUUCUUUGAUGUGGACCCGGCCGCAGCUGGAUGAGCUCUGCGUGGCAGAGAGCGUGUUGCACUGUUUCUCUUGCUGAGAGGAGGAAGAUCAAGAGGGAGACCACACUGCAGAGGACCCUGCGCCAGCCAGGCUGCAUAGACCGACACAAGUGCCGAAUGCUGGACAGGCUUCCUUUACAUCCUCUCUACGUUUUCAUGAGCCACUUCCAAGCCCACGCGCAGACCCUUCUGGCAGGUGUUAGAGUCCCCCUGAACCUCAUCCCACCAGCAGACAUUCAGAAAAGUUUAGCUUAGAGGCCUAAAUAUGACAGUUGCCACUGGAGAUCCAACAGAUGAAGCAGCAGCUUUGCCUGGUCAUCCUCAGGACACCUACAACCCAGAAACUGACCAUGAAUGUUGCGAGAGGGUGGUCAUCAACAUCUCGGGACUGCGCUUUGAAACACAGCUCAAGACACUCGCUCAGUUUCCAGAGACCUUGUUAGGAGACCCUAAAAAGAGAAUGAGAUAUUUUGAUCCCCUUCGGAAUGAGUAUUUCUUUGACCGAAACAGACCCAGCUUUGAUGCUAUUUUGUACUACUACCAAUCUGGUGGCAGGUUGAGGAGGCCUGUUAAUGUCCCCUUAGACAUCUUCUCAGAAGAGAUAAGGUUUUAUGAACUUGGGGAGGAAGCUAUGGAGAUGUUUCGGGAGGAUGAAGGUUACAUCAAGGAAGAAGAGCGGCCUUUACCAGAGAAUGAGUUUCAGAGACAAGUGUGGCUGCUGUUUGAGUAUCCAGAAAGCUCUGGGCCAGCCAGGAUUAUAGCAAUUGUCUCUGUCAUGGUCAUUUUGAUCUCAAUUGUUAGCUUCUGCCUGGAAACUUUGCCUGUGUUCCGGGAUGAGAAUGAUGAGAUGCAUGGCAGCAGUAGCAACCCAAGCUCUUACUCCAAUAGCACUAUGGGGUCUCAGCAGCAAACAUCUUUCACAGACCCUUUCUUUAUAGUGGAGACGCUCUGCAUCAUUUGGUUCUCCUUUGAGUUCUUGGUGAGAUUCUUCGCCUGCCCCAGCAAAGCUGGCUUUUUUACCAACAUCAUGAACAUCAUUGACAUUGUAGCCAUCAUCCCCUACUUCAUCACACUUGGAACGGAACUGGCUGAGAAACCAGAAGAUGGCCAACAAGGUCAGCAGGCAAUGUCUCUUGCCAUCCUCCGAGUGAUCCGCCUGGUGAGGGUCUUCAGGAUCUUCAAGCUCUCCAGGCACUCCAAGGGAUUGCAGAUCCUCGGACAGACCCUGAAGGCCAGCAUGAGGGAGCUGGGCCUCUUGAUAUUUUUCCUCUUCAUUGGUGUCAUUCUCUUCUCCAGUGCUGUCUACUUUGCAGAGGCCGACGAGAGCGAUUCUCAGUUUCCCAGCAUCCCUGAUGCUUUUUGGUGGGCCGUGGUUUCCAUGACAACAGUUGGCUAUGGAGAUAUGGUCCCCACGACCAUAGGUGGGAAAAUAGUUGGUUCCUUGUGUGCCAUUGCAGGUGUAUUAACAAUUGCCUUACCAGUGCCGGUUAUAGUGUCCAAUUUCAACUACUUCUAUCACCGUGAGACAGAGGGAGAGGAGCAAGCUCAAUACUUGCAAGUCACCAGCUGCCCAAAGAUCCCUUCUUCCCCUGACCUAAAGAAAAGCAGAAGUGCCUCCACUAUUAGUAAGUCUGAUUAUAUGGAGAUACAAGAAGGUGUGAAUAAUAGCAAUGAGGACUUUAGAGAGGAGAACUUGAAAACAGCCAACUGCACCCUAGCUAACACAAACUAUGUUAAUAUAACCAAAAUGCUAACUGAUGUCUAGCUAAUAAUAAUAAUAAUAAUAAUAAUAAAACAACCCUAAUAACUUACUUAAAACUUGAGUCGAACAAUUGCAGAUGUUGCAUAAUACCUUGCAUUGUAGUUAAUACAAAAUGUUCUACAACGUGUAUUGGUUCUGCAUGGGAAGCAAUAGUUGUGUAAGUGACUCUUUUUAAACAUUUGAUGCUCAAUAAGCUUUCAUGCAACCCCUCCUCCCCAUCACAGACUUCUGGUUUUCCAAUUGUAUGGCACAAUUAAAGCAGAAUUAUGUCACAAUAUCCAACGAAAGGCAUUGGAGAAAAACAAAACAAACCACCUCCCCAUGUAAACAACAGUAACAAACAAAUGCCAACUAGCAUAAAUAUAAUUUAAUAUAGAACUCAGCCCAUGCAAAAAUAUAUCCCAAGGAAAUAGUAUGCAACUAUACAUCUAGCUUUCAAGCUUCAGGAAUUAUACAAAAGGUCAUGCAUAGUUUAAUGAAUGGAACAUCCAUCCAAAUUACUUUAAGGUUCAGAUUUCCAGAUCAGAAAUGCCAAAGGGAGAAUAUACCAUGCAGGGUCAUGCUUCUGAACCAAAAAUGCUGCAUUGGAUUCAUCCACUGCAGCAGCCAGUGUGAGGCUCGCGGGAGGCACUGUUUAGUAGGACAUUUUCUGUUGCUUUGGUAGAGAUACAUCAAGAGCCUGGAGACAUUUCUUUUUUUAAAGAACACAUGUAUUAUUAUUUUUUGCUGGUUUGGGGGUCACCGACAUAUUCAGGACUGAAAAGCAUCUUGUUUCAAAUGCUGGAGCAACUAAGCUGUGGCCUAGAAUAUAUUUAUACUGCAGUGAAAUUUAACCCAGUAUUACAGUAAAGCUGCAUGGAUAUUUGUUGCAUGGAUCUUAAUAUUUAAUACACAAAAAUAUAUCUAUUUUCUUAAGUAGACUAUAGAGUAUACCUGUUUAUAGUGUUUCUAGAUUCUCCAGUGGCUUGAAGGAGAUUUGUGGACAUAAAAGGGGGAGAAAGGGAAUGUGUUGGGGAUGGAUGUGGGCCGGCCACAAAUUUGAUAACCAAGGCAAAUGCCCUGGGUGUUUGCUUGCAUGAGGGUGCAACCCAGGAAAGGUGAUAUGAAGAGUACACACCUGUCUUCCACAUGUAGGGAGGAACUGGUAAUUUAUUCAUAGUGGUAUCAUAUGCAGAGAUGUACAUCUGACCAGAGAUGGCCAGGCUUAUUUGUGACUAAAACAUUGCUGGGUGACACUGUUAGGCAAAUGUAAGCUCAGACCCACAACAAAUAUUGCUCACAGUGCUUGGAGGCGUAGAUAGUUUGAGAUCCACAGCUAAGAUGCAACAGUAUAGAGUGCCAAUGACUUUGUCUGAACUUUGUUGACUUGCGUUGUCUGGUGGUGAUGGGGCUUAUACAAUAACGCCAGCCCAAGGUCAUUUGUUCAGGUGUGGGCAAAGUUGCCCCAUGGAAAUGAGUCUUGACGGAGUUGCCCCAGCUGAGGAGAUGGCUGUGGAUGGAUACAUGCAAUGAAUGGCUUGGAAGUUAAGGCUUCCUUUGGGAUGUUGCUGUCAUGUGGUGGUGUCAAUAUUCCUCAGCUUUAGAGUAAAUACAAUCCAAGUCUACUCCCAGUGGGCUAAUCUGUUGGGGAAAUGCCCAUGGGCAAUAUGGUAGCAGAAUUUGGCCAACCUCACACAUCAGAAUCAGAUCCAUUCUUUUGAGUCAAGGAGGCAAUAAGACUCCUGGUUGGACUGCUCUUCAUAGGCUGGCAUUUUAGCUUGGCAGUGUCCCGUUGAUGCGGCUGCUUCAGCUCUCAAGGGAAAGGAUAGCCCUUCAGUAAAGGCUCAUUCUGCUAUCCUAGGAAAGUGGCUUUUGGAACCAGUGUUUAAAAGAGUGAGGCCAAUAUCCCCUUCUUCUCAUCAGUAAUAAAAAAGAUGAUGACCCUUCUAAGCCAACAGGAUUUGGUUCUGAGGCCACCAUGGGUGUCCUAUUUCCUGAGCUGCUAAACACGGUAUGAUUAUUUGAAAUAGCACACUCAGAUACACACACAGUGUGUGUGCUUAUAUCAUAUUUAGAAGCUUAGGAUUUGGAGACUAUGUGAGAAGUCCCCUAUAUAUAUAUACCCACCCAUGCCAUAGGGAGCAAAUGGAGCAAAACUGAAAUCCCCAACCAGAUCACUCAUGUGGAUCCUGCAAGUAUUACUCAGGCAGCUUGCUUAUGGGUCCUGAUCUUGCAUUGAUAUGGAUGGUGGAUGCCUUGUGAGGACCAAAAAUUCACCAGACCAAAAGAACGUGUUGAGCAUGUGAUCUGCUUGGAUCUGUACAGAAUUUGGCAACAAGGUAAAGCAGAUCCACUGUUGCUUAUUUACUUAUUGCACCCCACUCAACUCACUUUCAACAGCUUAGCAUUGAAAAUGAUAUAGGUUGAAUGGGAUACAUGCUGAAGCAAUCACCUAAUUUAUUGAUUGUGUGCCAAACUCUAUACAAUCCACUUAACCUGCAUUCUUAACGAACCACCUGGGUUGUGUGUAUUGGCCCUAACCCAUAUGCUUGUGCCAAGAGGGGCAAUAUAUCUCAACAACACCUGCCCUCCCUUUAAACAGAGUAUAAGCGACAUGCAGGCCUUGUUAUGAUUCUACACCUGUUGCAGGACAGCUGACUCUCACUUUUUGAAUAUGAACACCCCCCCCAAACAUUAGAUUCACAUGAUAAAAUGUGGGUCAAUUUCUUGAUCUUCCCCCAACCCUGCACUGCCCCUGCCAAAGAAAGGCAAUUUCUCUAACCUUCUUGGCAGUCACUGCUGAAAAGAUGUAUAAAAAAGAAAGCUGUCAGGGUUUUCUAAUGGCUUAUGAUUUGAGGGGCUUACUAAUUAUUUCACACAUCAGCAGUGCUGGAGUUUGCAUUGCAGGAUUAGGGCCACCUAUGUCACAGUGCCUUGGACCAUUCUUGUAGAAUGCUGACAAAGGAAGAGCUUGGCAUCACAUCUCUAAUUGCUUGCUCUCCAACUAUGCUAUGAAUUUAAAAGGCUAAUUUUGGAAUAUCUUCCAUUGCAGUGAGCAGGGAUGGAAUAAUCCUUCCUAUUGCCUUAAGCCACUGCUAAAAAUAUUCUGUCCUCUCCACAACUCUGUCUGUAAAGGAAUCAUAAAUAUUCUUGGUUAAAGAUCCAUGCAGGAUACUCCUGUACAUUAGGGGGAAAUCAUUGCAGUCUAUGCAAAAAAAUUCAUGAGGAAGGGGGUUACUUCAGGGACUUCCAUGGGGUACCGUCCUCAUGUAAUUAUGGGGUAGGAUCCAUGGGGCAUCAGAGAGUAAGGGAGGCAAAGCUAAGCCUACUGAUUUCAAUAGCAGUUGAGGUUAUUCGUGCUAGGAGUAUGUUCAAGAUAGAAUUGCGAGGAUGAAGCCUAGUACUUCUGAGGAGGGAACUCACUGCUGCUAUUUCCCAGCAUCUUAGGUUGGAUCCCGACCAGUACUAUUUCAGUGAAUUUUCAAUUGCUGCUCUUGUACUUGGGUUUGCACAUUAUCUAACUCCACACUUGUUUUCAUGCAUUUCCCAUUCUGCCUCUCGGAAUUGCAGACUUUGACUUUUUAAUGCCCUCACCCUAAUAUAAAGUUGAUUGUAUUUGCAGUCCCAACUGUGUGCUCACCUAUUGACCACCCCCUGCCCCAAAAGGUGCAGCGUAUCAAAAAGGAGUGGUUCCUGUAUGGGAAGUAACCUUGAAGGGGCAUCCUAAAUUGCCUGGUCUCUGCAUCAAAAGAAAUUGGCACCAGAAGUGAAACUCAAUGCAUAUGUUAAGAUACAGGUAGAGGAGCAAUCUGAGACUUCAUCUGAGGCCAGUUGCAUAAAAGCUUACACCUCUUAUGAAGUGCAGUACUUAAAAAAAAAAAAGGUUGUUUAUGAGAAAGAGGUGGGAGGGGAAACCCAGGAAUGAAACUCUAAACAGGACUAAAAGGUCAUGAAACAUUAUCUUGAAAUGUACCUCCUUAUUGCACAAAAGUCCAUAGCAGAGCAUGUUUGAAAUGUUGGACACAUCUUUAUAGCUCAUCAUCUUGCUGCCUGAUCCAUCCCAUCUGCAGUGGCAAUAACCUGAAGCUUUAGAUCCUGGACUAUGACCCUGGGUAUUUUUUCUGGUGGCUCAUUUAAGAGUGCCAAUCUAGGAACUUUACAAAAGUCACUAUGGUUGGUCAAGCUUCUAGGGGGAAUAGCUGCACACUGGGAGUCUAUCUAUCUAUCAUCUAUCUAUCUAAUCUAUCUAUCUAUCUAUCUAUCUAUCUAUCUAUCUAUCAUCUAUCUAUCUAUCUAUCUAUCUAUCUAUCUAUCUAUCUAUCUAUCAUCUAUGGCACUGGAUCUGGACCCAGACAGUUAGUGUGAGUCCUUUGCUGUAGCUUUUCAAACCCAUUAUCAGGAGACCCCCAAGGCUGAUGUAAAUCAAAACAACCUACCUUCUGGGCCUUAACUGUGACUGACCUCUAUCAAUGAA